Molecule: messenger RNA, 2348 nt
Organism: Syngnathus acus (greater pipefish)
Lineage: Eukaryota; Metazoa; Chordata; Actinopteri; Syngnathiformes; Syngnathidae
Gene: cxxc5a
Product: CXXC finger protein 5a
Exons: 3
Coding region: 572-1411 (279 amino acids)
Cellular component (GO): nucleus
Molecular function (GO): methyl-CpG binding; zinc ion binding
Source: RefSeq, a predicted model, not a curated record
CAAAAAUCUAUGAAACGUGUUUGCAUGUUCCUCUCGGCGAGUGGGGUUGUAGAGGUGGGAUCGCGAGGACCGGAGAAGGCUGGCUGGCUGGGGGGGAACCCAUGCGUCCGAGCCCCACGGAAAGUCCGCCUUUGCCAAACAACUGACGGUGAAUGUUGGUUUUAUUUCUCUCGUCGUUUGUUCCGAUCACACGGACACGCUGCUGUAGGCUACUUGUGGAAGGAGGAGGAGGGGGAGACGCUUGUCGUUCCUUGCUGCUUUUGGGUGUUUUUUUGUCACCAUUGCGCACGACAAGGCUGAGAGACGAAACGCUCGGACUGUGGGAGCCCCCCUCACCCCUCCUCUGCUCGGAGCGGCUCUGGUUCCAGAUGGCCCAUGGAAGAACGUGGAUGAGGGCUUAGUUGUCGAGCAGGCAGAAGGCCUGUCUGUUGUCGGUUGGCUGAUUAGUCCAUCAAGGAGUGGCGGCGCUCUCACCGGGGGCACAGAACGGACCAAGAAAAGGUUCCCCUCGCUCGUCCCUGCCCCCUUUCCACCCUCACCCCCAACCCAGGCGGCGCAUACGCUCCGGACCAUGUCGAGCAGGCUGUCCCAGGGGGGCCGGACUGAGGACCUGGAGCGGGGUAGCUGCAAACAGGACUCUCCUGUUAUAGAACGCAGGAACCGCAGUGGCAUCAUCAGUGCCCCUUUAAACAGGAGCCUUAAGAACUCCCGCACCCUUUCGCAGUACACGGCGGUCUCCUCCGCCACCACCAAUGGACACAAAGACAACCGUGAGACAAAGAGCCACACGGCCAAGCCUCAAGCACCUCCACCACCCCAGCCCACCGUCUCGGCACUGGCAGCGGCCAAGUUGGACCGGACCCUGGAACAGGUUCUGGAGGGACAGAAUGGCUUGCUGCACUUUGCCCAGGCAGCCGCGUUAUUAAAGCGGGCCGGUAUGGAGCACAUGCUUCUGCCUGGGGGCAUGGGAGUGGGAGUUGGCGGAGGAGACGCGGGCUCGGGGGCUAGCGAUUUGGAGGGUACGUCUGUCACGGACGCCGUAGGUGGUCCUGUUGACUUCCCAUAUGGAGUAGGGGGCGGCUUCCCCUUCAACCCGGGCCUUUUCAUCAUGACGCCGGCUGGAGUGUUUCUCGCGGACAGCGCGCUGCACAUGGCCGGCCUGACCGAGUACCCGGCGCAGAACGAGCUGGCCUCCGCUAUCAACUCCGGGAAAAAGAAGCGAAAACGUUGUGGCAUGUGCCCACCUUGCCGGCGGCGGAUUAACUGUGAGCAGUGUAGCAGCUGCCGGAAUCGCAAGACGGGCCAUCAGAUCUGCAAGUUUCGAAAAUGUGAGGAACUGAAGAAGAAGCCCUCUGCUGCUUUGGAGAAGGUGAUGCUUCCUACAGGAGCGGCGUUCCGGUGGUUCCAGUAGGACUUCUCCUCCACUCCCGUACCCAAAGCUCUGCCAUCAAGUGCAAUGCCAACUCUUGGAUUGUCUCCGCAAAACAGACACUGGCUAAUAAAUACACGACAAAAAGGAAAAAAAAUACUUAAACGGUAAAAACAAACAAAAACAAAGCAGAAAAACCGGCUAAUGGAUGCGCCGACUUAUUCCUUGAACCAAAAAUGAAGCGUGAAGAAAAGCAUCUACGGAAACUUUAAUUCCCUUUUCUAUGUUUCCAUUUUGGUACCUUUUGUCCUUUUUCCAGCAGCUUUUUUUCCAUGUCGCCUGAACACUGAACUGUUUAUUGCCAGAAGCAGAAAUGAUGGGCCCCAGUGUGGACAAUCAACUAAUUUCUGUGUUUGGUGUUAAUGUUGUUCAUGUGUGGAAAGAUACAGUACUUGUGUAGAGAAUGUACUUUUACAGCUACAUAUUUUAAAACUAGUGGCUAAUGGCAAACAUUCUUGUAAUUCUUUACCAUUAUGUUACUGAAACAAUGGUUAAACGAUUUGACCAUUGACAAACAACAAAAUGGUUAAGCGACAGAUUUUCACAUUCGGAUGCUGUAAAAUUUCAUAUCCAAACCGGAAACAGAAGCGGAGACUCCGCCGUAACGUCGUCCGUCAUCAUCAGCCCUCGUCUGCAUUUCCAAACUACGUUGGCCCCUACUGAGCAUGCCCCAUAGCAUGCUAUCCGGCCGAUAGCACUAAGAGACAGCACUUGCUCUGAGUCUACCCUACUGAACGCACUGAAACAAGUUUUUUUUUUUGUUUUUUUUUUUGUAUUUGUUUAUUUGUUCUAUUUUCAUGAUUUUUGUUACGUUGCCGGGUAGCUGCAGCUCUUAAGAAUAACCAAUCUUUGUAUUUGUUUAGAAAAUUGGACUGGUUUUUGUGAAUAAAGAGGAAUGCAUGUAUUCAUGUCGAAUGUA